AUGAAUGUCGGAGGAAUUAUCGCAAGUAUCUAUCUUAUCCCAACCACUUUUGUUCUCCUGGCGCUCGAGCUCGGCUACCUACGCUCUCACGCAGGAGUUAUUGGGCGUAUGCAGACCCUGCGUAUCGUCGGGCUCCAAUUUGCCAGCGCCAUGAUGACAGGUAUCUCCUGGUACACCAUCAAAUUUUUUAUCCCUUGCUGCGUUGCUUUUGGGAUGUCCGUUGGGAUAAUGAAUCUCGUGGCGAUCUAUUACAUACUUUGGGGUAGACAUGCCAGGAAGAUGGGCUCUAUGCUUCUACCGAAAUGGCGACAAGUCCCCAAGUCCGAUUAUAGGUCUGCUUUUAAUGCGCGCGACGGAGAAGAGGAUGCACUGUUGUUGAUCAGGAAUAGGUCUGAGACAGAUAUUGAGAGCGCAAGAACCAACCAGAGUUCAUCGUCGCACGAUGGUCCUAAGAUUGUCAAUGUUGAUUAA
Messenger RNA from Rhizoctonia solani, 471 nucleotides. RefSeq lists its product as uncharacterized. Lineage: Eukaryota; Fungi; Basidiomycota; Agaricomycetes; Cantharellales; Ceratobasidiaceae. Bases 1 to 471 code for a protein of 156 amino acids. The record is from RefSeq and is a predicted model, not a curated record. The transcript has a single exon.